Messenger RNA from Periophthalmus magnuspinnatus, 1298 nucleotides. It is a transcript of the gene cdc42ep5, whose product is annotated as CDC42 effector protein (Rho GTPase binding) 5. Bases 122 to 991 code for a protein of 289 amino acids. The transcript is spliced from 2 exons. The record is from RefSeq and is a predicted model, not a curated record. NCBI's taxonomy places the organism in Eukaryota, Metazoa, Chordata, Actinopteri, Gobiiformes, Gobiidae.
AACUCACACAAGCCAAAGCGAGGAAGGAGCGCAGCAAAGGCGAGCGACACCAGAAAGGCAGAUGAAAAAGUCGGAUACCGCAAAGGAGUCCAAGAUAACCCUACUUAAAGAAUACUGAACAAUGCCACUUCACAAAUCAUCUCGAGCCUCCCGGCUGGACCCGACCAUGAUCUCGGCUCCUCUCGGGGACUUUCGCCACACGAUGCACAUCGGGAGGGGCGGGGACACUUUUGGCGACACCUCUUUUCUGUCCACCAUCGGCCCGAGUCCAAGUGUAUCAGAAACGGUAAACUCAGAAAUGUCUCCUCCACCUCCAACAAAUGAACCCGUAGUGAAUGUUGACCACGUGGAUAUCAACGAGAGCUUGCUUUCAGAGUCCGUAUCUUCAUUCACGUUAGACCUAGACUUGGAUCUCGGUCCGUCUAUGCUGGGAGAUGUUUUAGGGGUGAUGGACGGUUUGGGAUUGGAAGCGUUUAGUCCAACAAGUAGCGUCUCGCCAGUGGAAAUAAACCAGCCGAAUGGUGCCAUGGAGAGGCCUAUGGAUUUGAGAAAUGAGCUAAACGGAAAAUCGCUGGAUGAGAAUGGAGUGGUGGGAGACAGCAGAAUACCAGAUGGGAAUAGUUUCAGGGCAAAAGCUUUACGACCCAAAGUUAGAUUUAGUGACAAACGUGAGGAGAUCAUUCGACAGGCGUCCGAAGAAGAGGAGGGACAGGGGUUUAAUUUUCAAGAUGAAGAUGAGAUGGAGUGCAUUAGCUCCACGAAGGUAAACAGCGAGAGGGAGAGGGGCGUUGUCAUGGGAAGAACAGAUGUAGAACUGCCCCCCAGUCCGGCUUCGUCUCACAGCUCGUAUGAGUAUGAGGGCGUCACUGCACUGGACAGGAGGAAGGUGGACAUUUGCCAUUCAGAAACUGACUCAGAGGAGGAAGAGGAGGAGGAUGUCGGAAAGGGCUACACUUUUGAAGAUGAGUUUGAUGAUGAAAUAGGCCUAUAGGAGAGGAUAGAGGAGUUUUCACAAUGUUUUGCUGUUAUUUAGGAGAGUGCACUGUCAAAAAAUAUCUGGAAGAGUUAAAAUGACUUGAAUUCAGAAUAUCUUGAAUUAAACUGACACUGUGUACGUAUUUAUUUCGACAGUCUGAAACCUUCUUGUCUCCAUGAAGAUAUUUUUCCUGGAAUGUUCCACCAAAUGGAAUGAAACUUGGCAAUCGUCACGGAGACAAGCAGGUGACUUGACACAACCACCUUCAAUGGAAUAAAAAAACAUAGAUAAGCUUAAUACCAUACUAUGGAACAUUCCAGGC